This is a messenger RNA of Heterobasidion irregulare TC 32-1, 1371 nucleotides long. RefSeq lists its product as uncharacterized. The record is from RefSeq and is a predicted model, not a curated record. Lineage: Eukaryota; Fungi; Basidiomycota; Agaricomycetes; Russulales; Bondarzewiaceae. The transcript is spliced from 4 exons. The coding region runs from base 1 to 1371 and encodes 456 amino acids.
AUGCGCGCGCACCAUCACGUCGCCCCAGUCGGCAUGCACUGUACGUCGUCCCUACCGGCGAUCUCGACCUCGAUCUUUAUUUUAUUUCUUCUACCGGGCAGGCAAUGUAAUACUACGAGCUGCGAGUCUGGCUCCUUUGUCGAAACUGCCACUCUUCGGAGCGUCUGCGGACUGCAGGACGAGCACCGCGCUCUGCUGGAUCUGGAUUCUGGCGGCGCACUCGUCGGGGCGUGCCCUAAUCUCUACUUGGUUCAGCUCAGCUCCUACACCGCGGUCUUCUGGGCAUCUCGAGGCGACGCGCCUAGUCUGUCCCGCCGCGUUACGAACCCACCCGCCAGCUCGGGCGGAGGGCACCCAGGCGGCAUGGACCUCCGUCCUACAUCCCAGACCGCCCGCUCGCCCGCUCUGGCCAGAGGGACUGGAAUAUACGCACUACGGACGACGGCAACACGUCCUCGCACCUUUCGCCGAGACCGUGGACUGCACACGAGGGGCAGCCUGAGAUUCUGCGCCUGCAUCACCUACAUUCGCUUCGUCUUGCGUCGGCGGGCCAUGUUCGCACCACUGCUGCGCCCCCUGCACGUCCUCUCCCCGAGCACACUCUGCAGAGCAGCUCUCUCCUACCCGCGCUGGUGCUUCUCUGCCUCCUCACUGCCUACCUGCCUCCCCACGCCCCCUCCCACCCCCCCACUACACGAACCCGCCAUCCCAAAAUCCGCCCCCUCUCAGUGGGCCGUCUCCAUCCCCCUCCGCCUCCUCCACCACAUCGUCCGCCUCCCGCGCACGCUCCACAGGCUCUACGCGGCGCUCCCCUCCCCGCGCCCGUCCCCGCUGUACCUGGUCGCCCUCGCGCUCACGCUCCUCGCGCUCCUCGCGCUCCUCACGCUCCUGCUGCUCCUCCUCGCGCUCCUCCUCGCACUCACCCUCGCCAUCCUCGCGCUCCUCGCGCUCCUCCUACCCCCCGCGACCCUCCGCGCCCUCGCAGCACGCCUAUGGACCCUCGCACCGUCCCCUUCCUCCCUCUCCCUCUCGCCGUCCCUGCGCACAGGCCUCGGCCUCGGCCUCAAAUUCGGCAUCCGCCCCGCCCUCGAUGCGGGCCUCGCACUGGGCAAGACCGCCGCGCUGCACGCGCUCCCCGGCGUCUUCGCGCGGGCGGCGCGCACCCCGGCGGCGCACGUGCUCGUGCACGCGCCGCCGACGCCCCCGCCGACGCGCGUGCUCGUGCACGUGCACGCGCCUGCGCCUGCGAGCGCGCAGGCCGCGGGGACGGGGACGGGGACGGGAGCGGAGUUGACGCAGGCGCUACUUGGGGUGGGGCCGCCGCCGCCACGGGCGCGCGAGCUGCGGCGGAGCCGGAGCUGGUUCAAGUGA